AUGAGAGUUCACGUAACUCUUUUCCUUUUGACAAUAUUAUUGGAAUUUGUCUUUGGAAUGAGAAUAGAAGGUCCAUCGAGAUCCUAUUCUCAUGAUAAUGUAACGGAACAAGGUGUGCAACGGGUAAUGAAUGUUCAAGGGAGAGGAGGCAGACCACCCAUCGGUAGAUUUUUACAUAUAAAGAACCAGUAGAAGGAGCAUAUUUGCUUCGUUAUUUUUAGAGUUGGAGCCGAAACUCGGCUUUUUUGUCGACCCGAAAUCCGUAACCCGAUUCGAAGAAAAUUUUUGAAACCCGAUCCGAAAUCCGACCCGACUUUU
Messenger RNA from Meloidogyne enterolobii, 318 nucleotides. The record is from the annotation of a GenBank genome assembly. Lineage: Eukaryota; Metazoa; Nematoda; Chromadorea; Rhabditida; Meloidogynidae.